AUAUACUGCUACAAUGAAAUCGUAAUAAAUUUUUCUAAUAUCUUAUAUCUUGAAGUUCUGAUUCUCUUAAAAAUAUUGAAAGAGAGAAAAUUCUUAAAAAAAAAAAUGAAGAACGUAAACCUAUUAAUAUUACGUCACUGUCUCACUGAUCUCUGAGAUUCUUCGUAACUCAAGAAAAAUUGUUAAAAUUCCAUGUUUUCCAUACGAGUAUUGAUCGAUCAUGUCACGCAAUUCAAGUUUGUGCUUUCAUUGUUCGCAAGAGAAAAAUAAUCUAUCCGCGAGUAAGGCAAAAAGAUCUGUCAAGAGCGAAUCAAUACUCCACCGUUUUGACAGAUUGAUUACGAAACACCUGGAGAUGCGAAAAAGCAAUGCACCUGGUAUUCAACAACCACCUGAUUCGCUUGCAAAAACUCUGACGACAAGCGUGAGCAAGGUCGACAUCGUGGAAGAGUUGAACAUUCCAGGUGAUAACGAGCUGAUCGAAGCCGCAGAAUAUUUGAUAAGAGCUGAGGAGGAUGCAAGAUUUGCUGAAAAAUUAGCCGCAGUAGAAGCUGCAGUUGCUGUAGUACCACCGGAAAUGGCUGAGGAAGCUGCACUCGCAGCUAGUAAGAAUUAUCAGACCGAAAAGAUUAGCAUGAUCAAGGAAAAAAUACCAGGUGAAACAGUGAUAGAAGUACUCGGUUAUGUUGGACUUACUAAACCAAAGGAAGAAGAUUCGCUUCGUAUCUGUUAAUGAAUCAAAUUAUCGAUUGAAUUUCGAUUAUCUUUUGUUUUUAUUAAUUUUUUGUUUUCCUUCUUUUAAAUAAUACACAUCGUUUUAAUUAAUUUCUCUAUCUUUACAUUGUAUAAUUACUUUCGUUCGAUAUUCGUUAAUAAAGAUAAACACACGUAUAUAACUGCACGAUAAUUAUUUUGAGGAAGCAUUUCUAUACUUAAUUAAAUAUUCCAAGAUUUGUUUGACAAUCGCUGAAUAAUUUAUCUUUCACGUUUUUCAUCGUUUCACAUCCACUAUCAUAGACCAUACAACAGUAUAAAAAAUAAAUGAAAGCUUGAUCUUAGUCACAAUGGUGUCUAAACUGUUAUUAAAGUUUCUUAAUUAAAUUCAUCAUUUUGUUAUAGAUCCUUUGCUUGGCAAAAGUCUUCCUCUGAUAUCUCCCCUUUUUCUCUUUCUUCUCAGAAUAGACUAGACAGCAUGAAAAAAGAAUGAUACGCUUUAUCGCGUAAUCCUUAUUUUUUAUUUAUGAAGAUUAACGAAUGAUUAAUGCUUCGGAAAAGUAAGCGGAAAAUUUGUUCAGACGAGCCUCUCGCUCGGAAUAAAUGAGAGAAAGCUUUCGUAAUUUCAGCAAAAAAGCUAACAACACUCGAAAGACUAGAUACUUAUAUUUUAUCCAGUAAAAAAGAACAAGAGGCUUGGUUUUUCUUUCAAAGCUCAUGGCCGACGAGCUAAGGAUGCACUAUCGUCCCUUUCUCUUUCACGUAGGACGAGGAAGUACAAUAAUGCCCACUGCAUAUUUUCUGCAUUCUUUUUUCCUCUUCCCCUUUCUCCUUCUCAUUCUCUCUCCUCCUCCUCCUCCUGUUAUACGAAAUAGCUAAGAACGAUAGACAAGAUUUUUUAUCGUUGAAAACUGGUACAAGUCAACGAUUUAUUUCUCGUAUUAUUACGUUGCUUGUGCAAUACACGCGAAAUACCUUUCACUAUUCUUCAAUACGCUCGACGAAAGAAUUUUCUCAAGAAUUUGCCACUUUAAAACUUAUAUUAGAUCGCGAAACUACUCCGAUCUUACUUUCUUUCGAAAAAUAACUACGUUACGCGCUUAAACAUUUCUC
Vespula vulgaris is the source of this 1827-nucleotide messenger RNA. RefSeq lists its product as uncharacterized. Bases 221 to 733 code for a protein of 170 amino acids. The record is from RefSeq and is a predicted model, not a curated record. The transcript is spliced from 2 exons. Lineage: Eukaryota; Metazoa; Arthropoda; Insecta; Hymenoptera; Vespidae.